Messenger RNA from Tachyglossus aculeatus (Australian echidna), 13824 nucleotides. RefSeq names its product dynein axonemal heavy chain 2 (gene DNAH2). The coding region runs from base 208 to 13704 and encodes 4498 amino acids. The record is from RefSeq and is a predicted model, not a curated record. Lineage: Eukaryota; Metazoa; Chordata; Mammalia; Monotremata; Tachyglossidae. The transcript has 88 exons. Gene Ontology annotation, cellular component: dynein complex. Gene Ontology annotation, biological process: microtubule-based movement. Gene Ontology annotation, molecular function: dynein intermediate chain binding; ATP binding; dynein light intermediate chain binding.
UCGGGGGUUGCCAUGGCGACGCGUGGUGUGUGCGCGCGUCGGUACCCGCCCCGCGGAGCCCCCUCCGAGUCUUGAACGACUCUCCCAACCGCCGGGAGGACAUUGAGAAGAGGAUCGAGGGGCCCACCCCGCUUCCGUCCCCCUGAUCCCACCCUGCUCCCCACUGCUGCUCCCAACCCUCGGUGAGCCCCAGGCCCGGCAUGCGCCAUGUCUGGUCGUUCCGGCACGGAGAAGAAGCGCCGAGCUGCCUCCCAAGCUGCGGAAAAAACCAGGACCCCAUCGGGGCCACAGCUGGAACCCCCACCCCUGCCCACUCCCACGCAGGAAGAGCUCAAGGUCAUAGAGUCUGUCGAAGAGGUGGAAGAAGAAGAAGAGACGCUCCCUUUGGAGGAAGUGGUGGAUGUGAAGCCCUACUUCCGUUGUCGAACGGUGCUGAGCGGCCUGUCGGCGGCCUCGUGGACGGAGGAGCACGAUGCCGUCCUGGAGUGCUUCAUUCAAGACCCCCGGGAGCCCAUGGUCAGCGUGUUCAUCGAUCCCUAUGCAGGGCUGAAGGUGGAGCUGGGCAUGCCCGUGCAGACUCAGAACCAGCUGACCUACUUCAUCCGGCAAGCGGCCGUCCCCAUCACCCCGGACAACUUCGAGGCCACCGUGCAGUUUGGGACGGUGCGCGGCUGCUACAUCACGGCCCUGCUCCGCUUGAUCAACGGAGUCUACGCCCCGCAGAUUUUCAGUACCACCUCUUGGCCGGAGAGUAUCCGCAACCACUUCGCCGCCCACCUGCACAAGUUCUUGGCCAGCCUGACUGACGUCCGCUACAAAAUGGAGGGUCACACAGUCCUUUACAUCCCAAUGGAGGCCAUGAGCCUGAAUCCCGAGGUGGUGGUGAAGGACAAGGAACUGGUGCAGAGGUUGGAGACGUCCAUGGUGCAUUGGACCCGCCAAAUCAAGGAGGUCCUGAGCGCCCAGGAGGCCAUGGAGAUGGGCGAGAGCCUGGGGCCUCUGGAGGAGAUUGAGUUUUGGCGGAACCGCUGCGCCGACCUGUCGGGCAUCAGCAAGCAGCUGAGCAAGAAGGGCGUUAAGCACAUCGCGUCCAUCCUGAAUCUCUCCAAGUCGUCCUACAUGACACCCUUCCUCAAACUGGCCAGGCAGAUUCAGGACGAGUCACACCAGGCCCAGUCCAACCUGACCUUCCUGUCCAUCCUGAAGGAGCCCUACAAGGAAUUGGCGGCCCUCCGGCCCAAGGACAUCCCCGAUAAGCUCCCCGGGCUGCUCAACCUCAUCCGCAUCAUCUGGGUCAACUCCCCCUACUACAACACCCGCGAGAGGCUCACGGCCCUCUUCCGCAAGAUGAGCAACGAAAUCAUCCGGCUGUGCUGUCGGGACAUCUCCCUGGAUCGCAUCUUCGAGGGCUACGUGGCGUCCAGCAAGGAGGGGCUGUACGGCUGUAUCGCCUGCUGUCGGGCCUGGAAGGACAGCUACCUCCGGGCCGUCCAGCUGCACACCCGGUUCUCGUCGCGGGGCUGGGUCCUGGAUCAGACGAGCAUCUUUGCCCAGGUUGACGCUUUCGUGCAGCGCUGCAAGGACCUCAUCGAGGUGUGCGACUGCCAGUAUCACUUCGCCCGCUGGGAGGAUGGCACACAGGGCCCGCUGCCCUGCUUCUCCGGCGCCCAGGGCCCCCAGGUCAGCCGGAACCUGCUGGAGAUCGAGGACAUCUUCCACAAGAACCUGAUGAUGCUGCGGGCUGUGCACGGAGGCAUCCUGGACGUCAAAAACACUUCCUGGCACGAGGACUACAACCGGUUCCGGGCCGGCGUCAAGGAUCUGGAGGUGAUGACUCAAAAUCUGGUCACCGUGGCCUUUGAGACCGUGCGGGACGUCGGGGAUGGGGUGCAGCUCCUCGACACUUUCCACCGGCUCUCGGCCCGCGAGGCCAUCAAGCGGACAUUUGACAAGAAGGCAGUGGACCUGUACAUGAUCUUCAACGGGGAGCUGGCUCUGGUCAAUCAGGAGCUCAACAAGAAGCGGGCGUUCGUGCUGCCCCACAUGGGCCCCUACGCGGGCCAGGCCCACUGGGUCAGGGCCCUGAGGCGCCGCCUGGACCGCUCCAUGAACUGUCUGGCCAAUGCCCACUUCCUGCCUCACAUCGGCACCGGGGAGGAGAGCAUCCACACCUACCAGCAGCUGACGCAGGCCAUGGACGAGUUCGUCCGCAAGACGUUCCACGAGUGGACCCAGACCCUGGACAAGGACUGCAUCCGCCGGCUGGACACCCCCCUCCUCCGCGUGAGCCUCGAGAAACCAAGCAUGCUGGACGUCAACUUUGACAAGAGCCUGCUGAACCUGUUCGUGGAGAUCUAUUACUGGGAGCGGCUCCUCAUCGAGACCCCGCACUACGUGGCCAACGUGGCCGAGUACGCUGAGGAGCUGCGCAUCCUGCGAGAGAAUCUGCUGCUCGUCGCUCGGGACUAUAACAGGAUUAUCGGCAUGCUGUCGGCCAACGAGCGGGCCCUGUUUAAGGAGAGGAUCCGUUUCUUGGACAAGAAGAUCCACCCCGGGCUCAAGAAACUGCACUGGACCCUGAAAGGAGCGAGCACUUCAUUCAUCAGCGAGUGUCGGGUGUACGCCAGCAAGGUGCAGGCCAUCGUGAACGAGUACAAGACGGCCUCCCUGACGGUGGGCUGGCGGGCCCAGGAGAUCUCGGAGACCCUGCUGGUGUCCAUCAAUGCCAAGCGGGUGUUCCAGGACCUGGAGUUUGAGGAGGACCAGCGGGCGCACCGGGCCGUCAUCCAGAAGAAGCUGCUGGGCCUGCACCACGAGAUCGUGGACAUCAUGCAGGAGACCUACGAGGUCUUCAAGAACGACAGCCCAGAGAUCCAGCAGCAGUGGAUAGCGUACACGAUCCGGCUGGAUCGCAUGGUGGAGGAAGCCUUACGCCUCAACGUCAAGUGGUCCCUCUUGGAGCUGUCCAAGGCCAUCAACGGCGAUGGCAAGACCACCCCCAACCCGCUCUUCAGGGUCAUGGUCGUUCUACACAGCGACGGCCCCGGGGACGUGGCCAAGGUGGAGUUCUCGCCGACACUGCCGAAGCUGGCGGGGGUGGUCACCGACAUUACCAGUCACCUCAUCGACACCAUCUCCGUCUUCCUCCACCUCCCCGAGAUGCUCAUCAAACGGAGGUUCAACCGAGAGCCCAUUCAUGUCCUCGUGGAGAGGGACGAGGACAUCAAGAAGAUCCAGGCCCAGAUCACGGCCGGCAUCGCCAACAACGUGAGCCUCCUGCAGAACUACCUGAAGACCUGGGACAUGUACCGGGAGAUCUGGGAGAUCAACAAGGACUCCUUCAUCCGCCGCUACCAACGUCUCAACCCCCCGGUCUCCUCCUUCGACGCCGACAUCGCCCGGUACACGGAGGUGGCGAACAACGUGCAGAAGGAAGAGACGGUGCUCAACAUCCAGUUCGUGCUGCUCGACUGUUCCCACCUGAAGCUGGCGUUGGUCCAGCACUGCGACGAGUGGCAGAGCAAGUUCACCACCCUGCUGAGGGACAUGUCCCGGGCCCGCCUCGCCGACCUCCACGCCUACCUCAAGGACAACUCCCACAGGAUCAGCCGCCCGCCGCAGACGCUGGAGGAGUUGGGGGUCAGCCUGCAGCUGAUGGACACCCUGCAGCGUGACCUGCCCACCAUGGAGGCCCAGAUCCCCCCGCUGCACGAGCAGUACAUCAUCCUCGACAAGUACGAAGUCCCCGUGGACGAGACCGUGCUCCAGAAGCUGGAUUCCUUGGAUCGGGAAUGGCUGGCCUUCCAACAGUGCCUCCUGGACAGCGAGCAGAUGCUCAAACGGCACAAGGAGAAGUUCAAGACUGGCCUCAUCCACUUGGCCGAUGACUUCAAAAAGAAAGCCCAUUCCCUCCUGGAGGACUUCGACUCCAAAGGCCCGUUCACCAGCGCGGUGGGCUUCGAGGUGGCCCUGGAACAGAUCUGGACCAUGCGGCAGACGCUCAACUCCAUGAAGGAGGAGGAGAGCACCCUACGCUCCAACCUCGGCAUCUUCAAGAUCGACCAGCCCAUCUCCAAGGACCUGCAGAACCUGGAGAAGGAGCUGGACUCCCUGCAGCAAGUGUGGGAGAUCACCCGCGACUGGGAAGGGAACUGGAACCAGUGGAAGUCCGGACGCUUCCAGACCCUGCAGACGGAGGCCAUGGAGAGCACGGCGCACACUCUCUUCCGACGCCUCACCAAGCUGGGCCGGGAGCUCAAGGACCGCAACUGGGAGGUGAUCGAGACGUCCCGGUCGAAGAUCGAGCAGUUCAAGCGGACAAUGCCGCUCAUCUCCGACCUGAGGAACUCGGCCCUCCGGGAGAGGCACUGGGAGGAGGUGAAAGACCAGGCCCAGCAAGCUUUUGACCAGGACUCGGAUAACUUCACCCUGGAGAAGAUCGUGGAGCUGGGCCUGGACCAGCACGCCGAAAAGAUCGGAGAGAUUUCAGCCUCGGCCACCAAGGAGCUGUCCAUCGAGAUGGCACUCGAGGGCAUGACUAAGACCUGGAGCGUCAUCCAGCUGGACAUCGUGCUCUACAAGGACAAGGGACACUAUCGGCUCAGGGGCACGGAUGAAGUGUUCCAGGCUUUGGAGGACAACCAGGUGGCUCUGUCCACCAUGAAGUCUUCCCGCUUCGUCAAGCCCUUCGACAAAGAGGUGGAUCGCUGGGAGCGCUGCCUCUCCCUCAUCCUGGAGGUGGUCGAAAUGGUGCUCACCGUGCAGCGGCAGUGGAUGUACCUGGAGAACAUCUUUUUGGGCGAGGACAUCCGCAGGCAGCUGCCCCAGGAGUCUGCCUCGUUUGAUGAGAUCAACAGCAGCUGGAAGAGCAUCAUGGAGCGGUUGAACAAGGAUAACAACGCCCUACGGGGCACCCACACCCCAGGACUCUUGGAGAAGCUGGUGGAGAUGAACCGAAUCCUGGAGGAGAUCCAGAAGUCCCUGGACAUGUACCUGGAGACCAAGCGCCACAUCUUCCCCCGCUUCUACUUCCUGUCCAAUGACGACCUGCUGGAGAUCCUGGCCCAGUCCCGCAACCCCGAGGCCAUUCAGCCCCACCUCAAGAAGUGCUUCGACAACAUCAAGUCGCUGCGCAUUCAGAAGCUGGGGGUGAGCAACAGGUCUGAAGCCGUGGGCAUGUUCUCCGGGGACGGCGAAUUUAUCGACUACCCCCAUCCCGUGAUGCUGGAGGGCCCCGUGGAGGCCUGGCUGAACGACGUGGAAAGAAGCAUGCGGUGGUCGUUACGGGACCUUCUGAGGAACUGCCGGGUGGCGCUCAAAAAGUUCCUCAACAAGAGAGACAAAUGGGUCAAGGAGUGGGCCGGACAGGUGGUGAUUACCGCCAGUCAGAUCCAGUGGACGGCCGACGUGACCAAAUGUCUGCAGAUGUCCAAGGAGCGAGGGGAUAAGAAGAUUCUCAGAGUCAUGAAGAAGAAGCAGGUGUCAAUGCUAAACAAGUACUCGGAAGCGAUCCGCGGUAACCUGACCACGAUACUGCGGCUCAAGAUGGUGGCCCUGGUGACCGUGGAAGUCCACGCCCGGGACGUGCUCGACAAACUCUACAAGAGCGGGCUCAUGGACGUCAACUCCUUCGAGUGGCUCAGCCAGCUCCGCCUUUACUGGGAGAAGGACAUGGACGAUUGCGUGAUCCGUCAGACCAACACGCAGUUCCAGUACGGUUACGAGUACCUGGGCAACUCCGGCCGGCUGGUCAUCACUCCCCUGACGGACAGAUGCUUCAUGACCCUGACCACGGCCCUCCACCUGCACCGCGGCGGGUCACCCAAAGGCCCGGCGGGCACGGGCAAGACGGAGACGGUGAAAGACCUGGGCAAGGCGAUGGGCACGUACGUCAUCGUGGUCAACUGCUCCGAAGGCCUCGACUACAAGUCCAUGGGGCGCAUGUAUGCCGGCCUGGCCCAGACGGGGGCCUGGGGCUGCUUCGACGAAUUCAACCGCAUCAACAUCGAGGUCCUGUCGGUGGUGGCCCAGCAGAUCCUGUCCAUCCUGUCCGCCCUGGCCUCCAGCGUCACCCGCUUCUUCUUCGAGGGCUUCGAGAUCAACCUGGUCUGGUCCUGUGGGAUCUUCAUCACCAUGAACCCUGGCUACGCGGGCCGGACCGAACUGCCCGACAACCUCAAAUCCAUGUUCCGCCCCAUUUCCAUGGUGGUGCCCGACUCCACCCUCAUCGCUGAAAUCAUCCUCUUCGGGGAGGGUUUCAGCAACUGCAAGAUGCUGGCCAAGAAGGUGUACACGCUGUACUCCCUGGCGGUACAGCAGCUGUCCCGACAGGACCACUACGACUUUGGCCUGCGGGCCCUCACUUCCCUGCUCCGCUAUGCCGGCAAGAGGCGCCGCCUCCGCCCUGACCUGACCGAUGAGGAGGUUCUGCUGCUGUCUAUGCGGGACAUGAAUCUUGCCAAGCUCACAUCAGUGGAUGUGCCGCUGUUCAGUGCCAUCGUGCAGGACCUGUUCCCGGGCAUCGAGCUGCCCGUGAUCGACUAUGGCAAGCUGAAGGAGACCAUCGAGCAGGAGAUGGAGCAGGAGGGGCUGCAGCGGACGACCUUCACGGUGAACAAGGUCAUCCAGCUGUACGAGACGAAGAAUUCCCGCCACUCCACCAUGAUCGUGGGCACCACCGGCAGUGGCAAGACCGUCACGUGGCGCAUCCUGCAGGCCGUCAUGUCUGCCCUGUGCCGGGCAGGAGACCCCAACUUCAACCUCGUCAGGGAGUAUCCCCUGAACCCAAAGGCCUUGUCCCUGGGGGAGCUGUAUGGCGAAUAUGACCUGAGCAGCGGAGAGUGGACAGACGGGAUCCUGUCCAAUGUCAUGCGGACCGCGUGUUCAGACGAGAAGCCCGACGAAAAGUGGAUCCUGUUUGACGGCCCUGUGGACACGCUUUGGAUCGAAAGCAUGAACUCUGUCAUGGACGACAACAAAGUGCUGACGCUGAUCAACGGGGAGCGCAUUUCCAUGCCUGAACAGGUGUCCCUGCUGUUUGAAGUGGAGAACUUGGCGGUGGCGUCUCCGGCCACGGUGUCACGCUGCGGGAUGGUGUACGCCGACUACCACGACCUCGGCUGGAAACCCUACGUCCGGUCCUGGAUUGAGAAGAGGCCCAAGGGGGAGGCGGAGACCCUCCGCCACAUGUUCGACAAGUUCAUCGACAGAAUCUUGACCUUCAAGAAGGAGAACUGCCUGGAGUUGGUGCCCGUUGCCGAAUACAGCGGGAUCAUCUCCCUCUGCAAACUCUACUCCGCUCUGGCCACGCCCGAGAAUGGGGUGAAUCCAGCGGACGGGGAGCACUACACCAACAUGGUGGAGCUGACCUUUGUGUUCAGCAUGAUCUGGUCGGUGUGCGCCUCGGUGGACGAGGACGGCCGCAAGAAGAUGGACGGCUUCCUCCGGGAGACGGAGGGGUCUUUUCCCAACAAGGACUCAGUGUACGACUACUUUGUGGACCCCAAACUGAAGAACUGGGUACACUUUGAGGAGAAGCUCCCCAAGAGCUGGCGUUACCCGGCCAACGCCCCGUUUUACAAGAUCAUCGUGCCCACGGUGGACACGGUGAGGUACAACUACCUGGUCAGCGCUCUGGUGUCCAGCAAGAUGCCCAUCCUGCUGGUGGGGCCCGUGGGCACCGGCAAGACGUCCAUCGCCCAGAGCGUCCUGCAGGCCCUGCCGCCGGUCCAGUGGGCAGUGCUCACCGUCAACAUGUCAGCCCAGACCACGUCCAACAACGUGCAGAACAUCAUAGAAAGCCGUGUGGAGAAGCGCACCAAGGGCAUCUACGUGCCCAUCGGGGGUAAGAGCAUGGCCACCUUUAUGGACGACCUCAACAUGCCGGCCAAGGACGCCUUCGGCUCCCAGCCGCCCCUGGAGCUGCUGCGCCUCUGGAUCGACUACGGCUUCUGGUACGACCGCGAAAAGCAGGUCAUCAAGUACAUUCGGGACAUGUUGCUGAUGGCUGCCAUGGGACCCCCGGGAGGAGGCCGGACGGUCAUCUCCGCCCGCCUCCAGAGUCGCUUCAACCUCAUUAACAUGACCUUCCCCACGGAGUCCCAGAUCCGGCGCAUCUUCGGCACCAUGAUGAACCAGAAACUGCAGGAGUUCGAAGAGGAGAUGAAACCCAUCGGGAACGUGGUGACGGAGGCCACGGUGGAGGUGUACAACACUGUGGUCCAGCGCUUCCUGCCCACCCCGGCCAAGAUUCACUACCUCUUCAACAUGCGGGACAUUUCCAAGGUGUUCCAGGGAAUGCUGAGAGCCAACAAAGACUUCCACGAUACCAAAUCCAGCCUCACGCGCCUCUGGAUCCACGAAUGUUUCCGGGUGUUCUCGGACCGCCUGGUGGACUCCGGGGACCUCGAGACGUUCGUGGCCAUCCUGAGCGACAAGCUGGGCACCUUCUUCGACCUCACCUUCCACAACCUCUGCCCCAACCGUCGUUCACCCAUGUUCGGGGACUUCCUGCGGGAGCCCAAGGUGUACGAAGACCUGACGGACCUGGGGGUGCUGAAGGCGGCCAUGGAAGCGGCUCUGGAAGACUACAACCUGACACCCGGCGUCAUCCCCAUGCACCUGGUCCUCUUCCGAGAGGCCGUCGAGCACAUCACCCGCAUCGUGCGUGUGAUCGGCCAGCCACGCGGGAACAUGCUGUUGGUGGGCAUCGGGGGCAGCGGGCGGCAGAGCCUGGCCCGCCUGGCUUCCUCCAUCUGCGAGUACAUCACCUUCCAGAUCGAGACCACCAAGCACUACCGCAAGCAGGAGUUCCGGGAGGAUAUCAAGAGACUGUACCGGCAGGCCGGGGUGGAUCUCAAGGCCACGUCCUUCCUGUUCGUGGACACGCAGAUCACCGACGACUCCUUCCUGGAGGACAUCAAUAACAUCCUCAGUUCCGGCGAGGUCCCCAACCUCUACAAGACCGAGGAGUUCGAGGAGAUCCAAACGCUGAUCGUGGAGGCGGCCCGGGCCGAGCUGGUGGCCGAAACCCCCGACAGCCUCUUUGCUUACCUCAUCGAGCGCGUGCGCAACAACCUGCACAUUGUGCUGUGUCUCAGCCCCGUGGGAGACCCCUUCAGGAACUGGAUCCGCCAGUAUCCGGCCCUGGUCAACUGCACCACCAUCAACUGGUUCUCCGAGUGGCCGCAGGAAGCUCUGCUGGAGGUGGCCGAGAAGUACCUGGUGGGCGUCGACCUGGGCACCGAGGAGAUGAUCCACAAGAAGGUAGCCCAGAUCUUUGUGACCAUGCACUGGUCCGUGGCCCGCUACUCUCAGAAGAUGCUCCUGGAAUUACGCCGACACAACUACGUCACUCCCACCAACUACCUGGAGCUGGUCUUGGGCUACAAGAAGCUGCUGGCAGAGAAGCGUCAGGAACUGUCGGACCAGGCCAACAAGCUCCGGACGGGCCUGUUCAAGAUCGACGAGACGCGCGAGAAGGUGGAGGUGAUGUCCCUGGAGCUGGAAGACGCCAAGCGCAAGGUGGCCGAGUUCCAGAAGCAGUGCGAGGAAUACCUCGUCAUCAUCGUGCAGCAGAAACGGGAGGCCGACGAGCAGCAGAAGGCGGUGACGGCCAACAGCGAGAAGAUCGCAGCGGAAGAGAUCAAGUGCCAGGCCCUGGCAGACAACGCCCAGAAGGACCUAGAGGAGGCCCUGCCGGCCCUGGAGGAGGCCAUGAAGGCCCUUGAAUCCCUGAACAAGAAGGACAUGACGGAGAUCAAGUCCUACGGGCGGCCGCCCACCCAAGUGGAGACGGUGAUGCAGGCCGUGAUGAUCCUGCGGGGCAACGAGCCCACCUGGGCAGAGGCCAAGAGGCAGUUGGGGGAGCAGAAUUUCAUCAAGCAGCUGAUCAACUUCGACAAGGACAACAUCUCGGACAAGGUGCUGAAGAAGAUCGGCGCCUAUUGCGCCCAGCCCGAUUUCCAGCCCGACAUCAUCGGCCGCGUCUCUCUCGCUGCCAAAUCCCUCUGUAUGUGGGUCAGGGCCAUGGAGAUCUACGGCCGGCUCUACCGAGUGGUGGAACCUAAGCGCAUCCGCAUGAACACAGCCCUGGCCCAGCUCCGGGAGAAGCAGGCCGCCCUGGCCGAGGCUCAGGAGAAGCUACGCGAGGUGGCGGAGAAACUGGAGAUGCUAAAGAAGCAGUACGACGAGAAGCUAGCCCAGAAAGAGGACCUGCGGAAACGGUCCGAAGACAUGGAAGUGAAACUGGACCGGGCCGGGAAACUGGUGUUGGGAUUGGCCGGAGAGAAGGCCCGAUGGGAGGAAACUGUGCAGGGCCUGGAGGCAGACCUGGGCUACCUAGUGGGGGACUGUCUUCUGGCGGCCGCCUUCCUCUCCUACCUGGGCCCCUUCCUGUCUAACUACCGGGACGAGAUCGUCUCCCAAAUCUGGGUCAAGAAGAUCCGCGAGCUCCACGUCCCGUGCUCCCCACGCUUCACCUUCGACAGCUUCCUCUCCAACCCCACCAAAGUCCGCGACUGGAACAUCCAGGGCUUGCCGUCGGAUGCCUUCUCCACCGAAAACGGCAUCAUCGCCACGCGGGGAAACCGGUGGCCACUGAUGAUCGACCCCCAAGGCCAAGCCCUGAAGUGGAUCAAGAACAUGGAGGCCAAGGAGAAGCUGAACAUCAUCGACCUGCAGAUGAGCGACUACCUGCGCACGCUGGAACUGGCCAUCCAGUUUGGUUCCCCCGUGCUGCUGCAGAACGUACAGGAAGACCUGGACCCUUCGCUGUCCCCCGUGCUCAACAAAUCUGUCACCCGCAUCGGUGGCCGGCUGCUGAUGAGGCUGGGAGACAAGGAGGUGGAGUACAACCCUCAGUUCCGCUUCUACAUCACCACCAAGCUGUCCAACCCUCACUACACCCCGGAGACCUCGGCAAAAACCACCAUUGUCAACUUUGCCGUCAAGGAGCAGGGCCUGGAGGCCCAGCUGCUGGGCAUUGUGGUGAGGAAGGAACGGCCCGAACUGGAGGAGCAGAAGGACUCGCUGGUCAUCAACAUUGCCGCCGGAAAGAGGAAGCUCAAGGAGCUGGAAGACGAGAUCCUCAGGCUCCUGAACGAGGCCACGGGCUCUCUGCUGGACGACGUCCAGCUGGUCAACACCCUGCAGACGUCCAAGGUCACGUCCACCGAAGUGACGGAGCAGCUGGAGACCAGCGAGACCACGGAGAUCAACAUUGACUUGGCCCGCGAGGCCUACCGGCCGUGUGCCCAGAGGGCGGCCGUGCUGUUCUUCGUGCUCAACGACAUGGGCCACAUCGACCCCAUGUACCAGUUCUCGCUGGACGCCUACAUCGGCCUGUUCACCCUGAGCAUCGACAAGAGUCACCGCAGCAACAAGCUGGACGACCGCAUCGGCUACCUCAACGACUACCACACUUAUGCCGUCUACCGGUACACCUGCCGCACCCUGUUUGAACGCCACAAGUUGCUGUUCAGCUUCCAAAUGUGCGCCAAGAUCCUCGAGACCUCGGGCAAGCUCAACAUGGACGAGUACAACUUCUUCCUCCGCGGGGGCGUGGUGCUGGACCGUGAGGGUCAGAUGGACAACCCGUGCACGAGCUGGCUGGCGGAGGCCUACUGGGACAACAUCACCGAGCUGGACAAGCUCACCAACUUCCACGGCCUCAUGAACUCCUUCGAGCAGUACCCGCGAGACUGGAACCUCUGGUACACCAACCCCAUGCCCGAGAAGGCCAUGCUGCCAGGCGAGUGGGAGAACGUGUGCAACGAGAUGCAGCGGAUGCUCAUCGUGCGCUCGCUGCGCCAGGACCGCGUGGCCUUCUGCGUCACCUCCUUCAUCGUCUCCAACCUGGGCUCCCGCUUCAUCGAGCCGCCCGUCCUCAACAUGAAGUCGGUGAUGGACGACUCCCAUCCGCACACGCCCCUCAUCUUCAUCCUGUCGCCCGGCGUGGACCCCACGGGGGCCCUGCUGCAGCUGGCGGAGCAGAUGGGCAUGGCCCAGCGCUUCCACGCCUUGUCCUUGGGCCAGGGCCAGGCCCCCAUCGCCUCCCGCCUCAUCCGCGACGGCAUCCUCCAGGGACACUGGGUCUUCCUUGCCAACUGCCACCUGUCACUGUCCUGGAUGCCGCACCUGGACAAGCUGGUGGAGCAGCUGCAGGUGGAGGAGCCCCACAUGGCCUUCCGCCUCUGGCUCAGCUCCAGCCCCCACCCCGACUUCCCCAUCUCCAUCCUGCAGGCCGGAGUCAAGAUGACCACCGAACCGCCCAAGGGCCUCAAGGCCAACAUGAAGCGCCUGUACCAGCUGAUGACCGAGCCCCAGUUCACCCGCUGCGCCAAGCCGGCCAAGUACAAGAAGCUGCUCUUCGCCCUCUGCUUCUUCCACUCGGUGCUGCUCGAGAGGAAAAAGUUCCUGCAGCUGGGAUGGAACAUCGUCUAUGGCUUCAACGACUCCGACUUUGAGGUGUCGGAGAACCUGCUGAGCCUGUACCUGGACGAGUACGAGGAGACCCCCUGGGACGCCCUCAAAUACCUCAUCGCCGGGGUGAACUACGGGGGCCACGUGACCGACGACUGGGACCGGCGCCUGCUCAGCACCUACAUCAACGACUACUUCUGCGAGGCCAGCAUCGCCAACCCCUUCCACCGGCUGUCGGUCUUGGACACGUACUACAUCCCCAAGGAUGGGAACCUGGCAUCCUACAAGGAGUACAUCACUCUGCUGCCCAGCAUGGACCCGCCCGAGGCCUUCGGGCAGCACCCCAAUGCCGACGUGGCCUCCCAGAUCACCGAGGCCCGGACCCUCUUCGAGACCCUGCUCUCUCUGCAACCCCAGACUUCACCCAGCGGCACCGGGGGACAGAGCCGAGAAGACAAGGUCCUGGAGCUGGCGGCCGACGUGAAGCAGAAGGUGCCGGAGACCAUCGACUAUGAGGGGACCUGCAAGCUCCUGGCGCCGGACCCGUCCCCGCUCAAAGUGGUGCUGCUGCAGGAGAUCCAGAGAUACAACCUGCUCAUGGCCACCAUGCAGUUGUCACUGUCAGAGCUGGAGAAGGGGAUCCAGGGGCUGGUAGUCAUGUCCACGAGCCUGGAGGAGAUCUUCAACUGCAUCUUCGACGCCCGCGUCCCCCCUCUGUGGGAGAAGGCCUACCCGUCCCAGAAGCCCCUGGCCGCGUGGACCCGAGACCUGGCCCUGCGCGUGGACCAGUUCGCGCAGUGGGCCAACCGGGCCCGGCCCCCCGUGCUCUUCUGGCUGUCGGGCUUCACCUUCCCCACGGGCUUCCUCACGGCCGUGCUGCAGGCCUCCGCCCGGCAGAACAACGUCUCUGUGGACAGCCUCUCCUGGGAAUUCAUCGUCUCCACGGUGGACGACAGCAACUUGGUGUACCCGCCGAAGGAUGGCGUGUGGGUGCGCGGGCUGUACCUGGAAGGGGCCGGCUGGGACCGGAAGAACUCUUGCCUGGUGGAGGCGGAACCCAUGCAGCUGGUGUGCCCCGUGCCCACCAUCCACUUCAAGCCCGUCGAGAAUCGCCGGAAGAGCGGCAAGGGGAUGUACUCCUGCCCCUGCUACUACUACCCCAACCGGGCAGGCAGCUCUGACCGCGCCUCCUUCGUCAUCGGCAUCGACCUGCGGGCCGGGGCCAUGACGGCUGACCACUGGAUCAAGCGGGGCACGGCCCUCCUCAUGAGCCUGGACAGCUGAGCCGGGCCGGAGGGGCAGAGGAUCCCGGGGUGACGGCACCCCAGCCUUUGAUGGGUGGGAAGAGCUCGGCCCAUCGGGCCGGCUGAGCUGGCGAUGGAAUAAAGCCACGUUUGGUCGCUC